Messenger RNA from Morchella importuna, 1317 nucleotides. RefSeq lists its product as uncharacterized. The transcript is spliced from 9 exons. The record is from RefSeq and is a predicted model, not a curated record. Gene Ontology annotation, cellular component: phosphopyruvate hydratase complex. The coding region runs from base 1 to 1317 and encodes 438 amino acids. NCBI's taxonomy places the organism in Eukaryota, Fungi, Ascomycota, Pezizomycetes, Pezizales, Morchellaceae. Gene Ontology annotation, molecular function: phosphopyruvate hydratase activity; magnesium ion binding. Gene Ontology annotation, biological process: glycolytic process.
AUGGCCAUUACCAAAAUUCACGCUCGCUCUGUCUACGACUCUCGUGGUAACCCCACCGUCGAGGUCGAUGUCCACACUGAGACCGGCCUCCACAGGGCCAUCGUCCCCUCUGGUGCUUCCACUGGUCAGCACGAGGCCGUCGAGCUCCGUGACGGUGACAAGUCCAAGUGGGCUGGAAAGGGUGUCCUCAAGGCCGUUUCCAACGUCAACGACAUCAUCGCUCCUGCCUUGAUUGCCGAGAACAUUGAUGUUAAGAACCAGUCUGCCAUCGACGAGUUCUUGAUCAAGCUUGACGGAACCCCCAACAAGGGCAAACUUGGUGCCAACGCCGUUCUCGGUGUUUCUUUAGCUGUUGCUAAGGCCGGUGCCGCGGAAAAGAAAAUCCCGCUCUAUGCCCACAUUGCGGAGCUUGCCGGUACCAAGCAGCCGUAUGUCCUUCCCGUCCCCUUCCAGAACGUCCUUAACGGAGGUUCCCACGCUGGAGGUCGUCUUGCCUUCCAAGAGUUCAUGAUCGUCCCUUGUGAUGCCCCAAGCUUCACUGAGGCCAUGAGACAGGGAGCUGAGGUUUACCAGAAGCUUAAGUCUCUUGCCAAGAAGAGGUACGGACAGUCUGCGGGUAACGUCGGAGACGAGGGUGGUGUCGCUCCUGAUAUUCAGACUGCCGAGGAGGCCCUUGACCUCAUUACCGAUGCUAUUGAGCAGGCGGGAUACACCGGGCAGAUGAAGAUUGCAAUGGAUGUUGCCUCUUCCGAGUUCUACAAGGAGGAUGCUAAGAAGUACGACUUGGACUUCAAGAACCCUGACUCCGACAAGAGCAAGUGGCUCACCUACCAGCAGCUUGCUGACCUCUACAAGAGCCUUGCUGAGAAGUACCCCAUUGUCUCCAUUGAGGACCCCUUCGCCGAGGAUGACUGGGAGGCAUGGAGCUACUUCUUCAAGAACAGCGACUUCCAGAUCGUCGGUGAUGACUUGACUGUCACCAACCCCAUCCGUAUCAAGAGGGCCAUCGAGGAGAAGAGCUGCAACGCCCUUCUUCUCAAGGUCAACCAGAUCGGUACCCUUACCGAGUCUAUCCAGGCUGCCAAGGACUCUUACGCCGGUGGAUGGGGAGUCAUGGUCUCUCACCGUUCUGGUGAGACCGAGGAUGUCACCAUUGCCGACAUCGUAGUUGGAUUGAGGGCUGGUCAGAUCAAGACUGGUGCUCCUGCCAGAUCCGAGCGUCUUGCUAAGCUCAACCAGAUCCUCCGUAUCGAGGAGGAGUUGGGUGACAAGGCCAUCUACGCUGGCAAGAACUUCAGAACCGCUGUCAACUUGUAA